AUGUGCUAUCACCCUCGAAGCUGCCCUGGUUCAAGUCUCAUCGUUAUAACUGAUCUCUUCUUUGACAGCAAGAUGAUGCAAGACAAUCGUGAAUCGAUGUGGGUGAACAAGUCCAUUUAUUGGGUUGGGCCCCCACCUCACCAGGUGCUGAUAUCUCGGAGCAUCGCUGAACGCUUGCAAUAUGUGCACUCUCUGGAUCAGUACCGCUUCUCUCUCCUGAACCGCACACUACACAUGGAAUUAUCGCACUUAGAAACGCAGAUGCUUGCACUGGGAAGACUUCACAGGCAACAGAAACGGCAUAGCGGGAUGCAAUCUCAGGUGCUAGUUCCUAACGACAGCCGCUCACCACAGCUUUCCUCAUUCAAGGCGAUGCCUGAACCCCUCAAUGCAGCUGAAAGACGACUGGAAAUCCAAAGCAAGCUAGACUGCCUCCAGGAGCUGCUGCUUGAAAUGGAAACCCAAAGUCAAAGAGUGGACGAGCAGUACCACGCCUUGGCUGUAGAACUGCACAUUGCCGGAAAUCACACGCGUCCCUUAGACGAGCGGGGAGCAGCAAGGAUGGAUGCGCGCCUCAACGAGAUCCGAGCUGUCCUUCGAAAGAAGAAUGACGAGCAUGAGUCAGUUAUUGAAAUGAACAAUGUGGGGAAUUUCAUAGCCAGCAUCGUGAGCCACUUCCUACCUUCUACCCCAGAUACUGUCGUUGAAGUGCGCAGCAAGAAGGAGGCGGAUGCGUUUCUGUAUAAUAUCGGGCCCAUCGAAAAAUUUAGAGACAACCGAUUGAAGGAGGCUGCUAAGAGCCAGCAGAACACCCCAACAAUAUGA
Messenger RNA from Eimeria acervulina, 825 nucleotides. RefSeq lists its product as hypothetical. The coding region runs from base 1 to 825 and encodes 274 amino acids. The transcript has 2 exons. The record is from RefSeq and is a predicted model, not a curated record. NCBI's taxonomy places the organism in Eukaryota, Apicomplexa, Conoidasida, Eucoccidiorida, Eimeriidae.